Molecule: messenger RNA, 1392 nt
Organism: Penicillium odoratum
Lineage: Eukaryota; Fungi; Ascomycota; Eurotiomycetes; Eurotiales; Aspergillaceae
Exons: 10
Coding region: 1-1392 (463 amino acids)
Cellular component (GO): Cul4-RING E3 ubiquitin ligase complex
Molecular function (GO): protein binding
Source: RefSeq, a predicted model, not a curated record
AUGCGAGACAUCCCGGGCUUUUAUUACGAUUCUGAGAAGAAGAAAUAUUUUGCGAUCCAGGCCAAUCAUGUUGCAACCUCCGGUGCAUCCUCUGGUGCAUCGGCAUCUUACUCUAAUGAAUCGGUUAAGAAACGAAAAAUCGAGCACGAGAAAACCAAGCAAAAGGCAGAGGUAGAGCAACGCAUUGCCAAAGAGCAGAUCCGCAGGGCAGCCAUUUUAGACCACCCACUAUUCCCAGCAAUGAGAGAGCUCGGCAAAGUUCACAUUGGCUCGUCGUUAAAAAACCAGGUGGCUCGAGGCUUUGCGAGUCAGUUGGAACGACGCAAACUGUACAAGUUUGGGUCCCUUGACGACAUCUCCGUCUACGUUAACAACGUUUUCCGAGAUUCUGUCACUGGGGCUUUGAUUGCAGGUGGCCAGCGUGGUUCUCAGUCCGCACUAACGAUUACUUAUCCAACAGUGCGUAUGAAUGAGGAAGAGCAUCUCUACGAUCCUGAAAAGGAGCGACUGCUUGCCAGCCGCCCAUACAGGCUUUCAUCAAUGUGUCUCAGCCCCGCAAACCAUAUGCUUGUGACCAUGGAUGACGGCCCCACCGGAGAUGCAUUCCUUGAACCUUGGAGAAUCCCCGAAGAGAUUUCUCUAGGCGAUGAAUACAUGGCCACGACAUAUGCAGCUGCUCCAGAAAUCCCCCUGCGCGCAACCCUUUUCUCCUCUGCCGCCGGUCCCCAGACGGAAAAGGCCACGUUCGCCAUCGGAACAUCAAGAGGAUUGUACACCCUCGAAGGCGCAGGUGACCGAUGGACUAUCACUAACCGGCCAUUUCCCAUCGGAGGAAGGCCUCGAAAACCCAACAGAGCGGACACUUGCAUAACGACAGUGGACUGGCUCUCCCCCAACGUCAUCGUCGCAGGACAACGAGACUCGGAAAUCUUCUCGUUCGACCUGCGGAGUGGUAAAAGUACCAAGGAGCUGCUAUUUACGCGCCCCGUACUUAAACUCCGCACGGUCGACGAGCACAGAAUAGUGGUAGCAGGCAAGGAAUUUUUGGAAAUUUACGAUCUGCGCUACACGGCAAAGGAGAGGCAGCGCAACCCAGCGCACCACGCCUGGCCGCGAAUUGCACCUCGGCCAUAUCACACUUUCAGUGAUUACUCGCCUCGCUCGAUGCCGGUUUUCGACCUCGACCCCGAGCUUGGCCUUCUUGCAAGUGCCUCGCCUGACAAGAGGGUGCAGCUGUUCUCAACGCGGACGGGGACUCUAGUCGAGUCUCCGUUGGCAUAUAAGAAAUACAAGCACGAGGUCGAUUGCGUGCGAUUCGAAGAGAACGUGGGUACAGGAUUGCCGAGCUUGUUGGUUUGCGCGAACGGCUCGUUGAACGAAUGGAAGUGGUGA